Messenger RNA from Durusdinium trenchii, 502 nucleotides. Lineage: Eukaryota; Dinophyceae; Suessiales; Symbiodiniaceae. The record is from the annotation of a GenBank genome assembly.
AAGCAUUCUUUCCACCAUGGCCCUGCCAAUCCGUCCAAAGAUGACGGGCAGCAUGCUUCCACUGCUGCGGCCGGUGAGUCAUGAAGCUCCGACGGCGAUCAGCCCGAGGGAAUGCAGGUGGACAACUAUACCACUGGCGCCCAGCAAGGUUUGGCGUACUUUUGCAAACGCAUCCCAGGCACUGGUGCCGGGCUCUGAGAUGACCGGACCGCUGCCGAGCAGCUCGGAGGAGAGUGUCUCCAGAGAUGCCUCCCCUGAGCGUGUCAAAGACAGGGAGAGGGAGAGCAAUCCCAGCUUGUCCUUAGGCUCGGUGCCGGACGAGUCUUUGCAGCUGCCGGCCUGGCUCGAGGAUUCGCCUGGCCAGGAGACCAGCUCCGGUGGCUUCUCCGACAUUUCGCCCUGAGGCGACCAAGAGCGGCAGCGCUGGACCCUGACCGGCCAAGCUGGUCGGCCAAGAUGGCAUGGGUUGUGUUUGUAUGUGCGAUAUAGAUCAAUUGAUUCA